Messenger RNA from Cheilinus undulatus (humphead wrasse), 2145 nucleotides. RefSeq names its product mucin-22-like. The transcript is spliced from 2 exons. The annotation marks the transcript as partial. The record is from RefSeq and is a predicted model, not a curated record. Lineage: Eukaryota; Metazoa; Chordata; Actinopteri; Labriformes; Labridae.
UUUGUCACAGCUGCUUCAUCUCUGUACAGUACUGAGAGACCAACUUCUAUGUCACCUGAUAGUGACCAGACUCCAUCCACAAGUGAGACUGAGACGUUAUCAGCUACUCCAAGCUCUAGCUCUACAACAACAGAGGAGGACAUCUCAGGAGCGCAGACAAGUGAGGUCUCAGUCCAAGAAACCAAAUCUUCCACAGCCUCCUCAUUAUUCAGCACAGAGACACCAUCAGCAAUGCCAGUCACAGGUGACGACAAGCCUGUGACAGGUGGAACAGAGAGUUCUUCAGUAACACCUUUUUCAGGGACACCAGUGGUUGGCACUGUAGUGAGUCCAACAGAUGAGGAUGUUUCAGGUGACCAAGCUUCAACAAUGUUCACCAUGACCUCCCAGGCCACAGCUACAUCUUCACCAUAUAGCACAGUGGCAACAACAACAAUAUCUUCUGUAACAUUGUCUUCAGUUUCAGAGGAAAGUGAGACGAGUACAAGUGGUGAAACCACAACAGUGCAGUCCAGUCCUUCCUUCAGUGAAUCAACAAUAACACCUGACGGAACAUCCCUGCUUUCAACCACCUUUAUUGAGAGUUCAGGGGACGGCACAACCGAUUUCACUGAUGAGUCCCUUAUUCCAGCAACCACUGCCUCCUCAUUUUCCAGCACUGUGUCUCCACAUGUUACAUCAUUCCUUGAAACUGACACAAGUGAUUCUCCAAAACCAGCUGUCACAGCUGCUUCAUCUCUGUACAGUACUGAGAGACCAACUUCAAUGUCACCUGAAAUUAAAGAGACUCCAUCCACAAGUGAGACUGAGACGUUAACAGCUUCACCAAGGUCUAGCUCUACAACAGAAGAGGAGGACAGCUCAGGAGCACAGACAAGUAAGGUCUCAGCCCAAGAAACCAAAUCUCCUGCAGCAUCCUCAUUAUUCAGCACAGAGACACCAUCAGCAAUGCCAGUCACAGGUGAUGACAAGACUGUGACAGGUGGAACAGAGAGUUCUUCAGUAACACCUUUUUCAGAGACACCAGUGGUUGGCACUGUAGUGAGUUCGACAGAUGAGGAUGUUUCAGGUGACCAAGCUUUAACAAUGUUCACCAUGACCUCCCAGGCCACAGCUACAUCUUCACCAUAUAGCACAGAGGCAACAACAACAUCUUCUGUAACAUCAUCUUCAGUUUCACAGGAAAGUGAGAAGAGUACAAGUGGUGAAACCACAACAGUGCAGUCCAGUCCUUCCUUCAGUGAAUCAACGGUAGCACCUGACGGAACAUCACUGCUCUCAACCACGUUUGUUGAGAGCUCAGGGGAUGGCACAACCAAUUUCACUGAUGACUCCCAUCUUUCAGCAACCACUGCCUCCUCAUUUUCCAGCACUGUGUCUCCACAUGUUACAUCAUCACUUGCAACUGACACAAGUGGUUCAACCAAAACAUUUGUCACAGCUGCUUCAUCUCUGUACAGUACUGAGAGACCGACUUCUAUGUCACCUGAUAGUGACCAGACUCGUUCCACAAGUGAGACUGAGACGUUAUCAGCUACUCCAAGCUCUAGCUCUACAACAACAGAGGAGGACAUCUCAGGAGCACAGACAAGUGAGGUCUCAGUCCAAGAAACCAAAUCUCCCACAGCCUCCUCAUUGUUCAGCACAGAGACACCAUCAGCAAUGCCAGUCACAGGUGAUGACAGGACUGUGAUAGGUGAAACAGAGAGUCCCUCGGUAACACCUUUUUCAGGGACACCAGUGUUUGGCACUGUAAUGAGUCCAACAGAUGAGGAUGUUUCAGGUGACCAAGCUUCAACAAUGUUCACCAUGACCUCCCAGGCCACAGCUCCAUCUUCACCAUAUAGCACAGAGGCAACAACAACAUCUUCUGUAACAUCAUCUUCAGUUUCAGAGGAAAGUGAGAAGAGUACAAGUGGUGAAACCACAAGAGUGCAGUCCAGUCCUUCCUUCAGUGAAUCAACAAUAACACCUGACGGAACAUCCCUGCUUUCAACCACCUUUAUUGAGAGUUCAGGGGACGGCACAACCGAUUUCACUGAUGAGUCCCUUAUUCCAGCAACCACUGCCUCCUCAUUUUCCAGCACUGUGUCUCCACAUCUCUACAACAACAGAGGAGGACAUCUCAGGAGCGCAGACAAGUGA